ACUGCCUACUCUUUUCGAACGAAUCGGAUCUAGGGUUCUUACAAUUUUGUGUGCCUUCUUCGAUCUCCAGAGAAGAUGCCUCGGUAUGAUGAUAGGUAUGGUGGUACACGCCUAUAUGUUGGACAUUUGUCUUCCAGAACACGAUCUCGAGACUUGGAGGACGUCUUUAGCAGAUAUGGGAGAGUACGUGAUGUGGAUAUGAAGCGUGACUAUGCUUUUGUGGAAUUUAGUGAUCCUCGAGAUGCCGAUGAUGCAAGAUACGGCCUAAAUGGGCGAGAUGUUGAUGGAAGCCGCGUUAUCGUGGAGUUCGCAAAAGGGGUGCCUCGUGGUCCAGGUGGAUCUCGAGAGUUUGGUGGAAGAGGUCCUCCUCCAGGUACAGGUCGUUGCUUUAAUUGUGGAAUUGAUGGACAUUGGGCUCGAGAUUGUAAAGCUGGGGACUGGAAGAACAAGUGUUACCGCUGUGGAGACCGAGGUCAUAUAGAAAGAAACUGUCAGAACAGCCCCAAGAAAUUGAAACGUGACCGAAGUUAUUCCCGCUCACCAUCUCCUCGGCGUGGCAGAAGCCGCAGUCGCAGUUACAGCAGAGGUCGUAGCUACAGCCGAUCCAGGUCUCCUGUGAAGAGGGACCGUAGCAUUGAGCGUGAAGAGAAGAGAUCAAGGAGUCCUCGCCAUCAUAGAUCAUCACCACCUCCAUCAAAGGGAAGGAAACACAGCCCUUCACCUGAUGAAAGAAGUCCACAAGAGAGAGGUACGCCAUCACCAAGGGACGAUAGAGCAACCAAUGGUUCUGACAACAGCAGGAGCCCUAAAGAUGAUGCUAGAAUGGAUGAACGCGGAGAUAUUAGCCCUGUUGAAGAAAAUGGACGCAGUCGCAGCAAUAGCCCCAUCCAUAGGGAGGACAGAAGCCCAGUGGAGGAUGGAAGCCCAACAGGUGACUAUGAAAAUCAUGGCUCACCAAGGGCUUCUCCUAGGGGCAGUGAGUCACCCUAAUAAAGUGCAUAUGAUAUGGUCAGCAUGGCAAGUGUAUGUUUGAUUCACCAGUAACUAUUUCCUUGCACUUUGAUUUUUAUAGUACUUUCUCCCUAUAUUUGGAAACCAUGUAAUUGAUUUUUUUUUAGAAUGACCUGAAUUCCAAACUGCCUUGCACAUGGUGUGUUCUAUCUUUGAGACUACAUUAUAAACUUGCUUGGUGUUAAGUGCU
Molecule: messenger RNA, 1201 nt
Organism: Solanum dulcamara
Lineage: Eukaryota; Viridiplantae; Streptophyta; Magnoliopsida; Solanales; Solanaceae
Product: serine/arginine-rich splicing factor RS2Z32-like
Exons: 7
Coding region: 76-990 (304 amino acids)
Biological process (GO): mRNA splicing, via spliceosome
Cellular component (GO): nuclear speck
Molecular function (GO): mRNA binding; zinc ion binding
Source: RefSeq, a predicted model, not a curated record